GCGCGGGCGGGGGGCGCCGCCGCCGCCGCCAUGUUCCGGUAUCAGUCCCUGGAGGACUGCCCGCUGGAUGAAGAUGAAGACGCCUUCCAGGCCCUGGGGGAGGAAGAUGAAGAUAUCGACCAGUUUAACGACGAUACGUUCGGAGCUGGGGCUGUCGAUGACGACUGGCAGGAGGCCCACGAGCGGUUGGCGGAGCUGGAGGACAAACCGGUGGCGAGCGGGGAACGGGCCGGGCCUGCCGGCGAGGAGGGGGAUCUGCUGGGCGAGCCCGAGGACACGCUGGCCGAGCGGCUGACCCGCCUGGUCAUCGACAGCGAGCUGGAAGACCCCGCCAUCAUGCAAGCCGUGCAGACCACCGUCCCUGCGCAGCAGCCCGGAGCGCUCAACUCCAGCAUUUGGGAUGGUUCAGCUGUCCUGCGGCGAAUCCGGGGGCCGCUUCUCGCUCAGGAGAUGCCAUCAGUGUCCGUGCUGGACUACGCUCUGCCUCAGAGACCCCCCCAGGCUCGAGAGGAAGAGCGAGACCCCUCUGAACGGGCGCUGCCUCGCCGUUCGUCAUCCCCCGUCAUCGGGAGCCCCCCUGUCCGGGCUGUCCCCAUCGGCACCCCUCCCAAACAGGCUGCCCUCCCCAAUUUCAACCAGCAGAUCCUAUGUCCGAAGCCUGUCCACAUCCGAGCUACCAUGCAGCAGCGCUACCCCACUCCCUAUGGCGAGAGGAUGUCCCCCAACCAGCUCUGCAACGUACCGAAUUCCUCCCUCCUGGGACACCCGUUCCCCCACAGUGUCUCUCCCGUUCUCACCCACCUACAGAGAGCUCAGCUGCUCGGAGGAGCCCAGGCCGGCCGAAUGUCCCCCAGCCAGUUUGCCCGGGUUUCUGGCCUGGUUGGGAGCCCCCUCCCCUCUGUCAAUCCGAAGCUGCUCCAGGGCAGAGUCGGGCAGAUGAUGUCUCCGGCCAGCGGGUUUCGUGCCUUCUUUGGGGCUCCCCCUGCUCCACCUCCCUCGCAGCCACAGCACCCACCGGGCCCUGGAUCCCACCUGCAGAGCCUGAGGCCGCAGCCUCAAAUGUUCCGACCGGACACGACCCACCUACACCCCCAGCACCGCCGGCUCCUGCACCAGCGCCAGCAGCAGAACCGAAACCAGCACCGGAGCCUCAAUGGCUCGGUGGGGGAUCGAGGGGGCCACCGGAGCAGCCACCAGGAGCAGAUACGCAAAGAUCCCUACGCCAACCUCAUGCUGCAGCGGGAAAAGGACUGGGUGUCCAAGAUCCAGAUGAUGCAGCUGCAGAGCACUGAUCCUUACUUGGAUGACUAUUACUACCAGAAUUACUUCCAGAAGCUGGAGAAGUUAGCAGCGGCGGAGGAAGUCCAUGGUGACGGUCCUAAAAAGGAACGCACUAAACUCAUCACACCUCAGGUGGCUAAGCUGGAGCACACCUACAAGCCGGUGCAGUUUGAGGGCUCGCUGGGGAAGCUGACGGUCUCCAGCGUCAACAACCCCCGGAAGAUGAUCGACGCGGUGGUGACCUCCCGCAGCGAGGAUGAUGAGACAAAAGAGAAGCAGGUUCGAGACAAGAGGCGCCAGACCCUUGUCACGAUCGAGAAGACGUACAGCCUCCUCCUGGACGUGGAGGACUAUGAAAGACGCUACCUCCUCAGCCUGGAAGGCGAGCGGCCGGCCCUGAUGGGCGAGAGGAAGCAGAAGAUCUGCGACAUGUAUGACAAUCUGAGGGGGAAAGCGCCCGGGCAGGAGAGGCCGAGCGACGAUCACUUCAUGCAGAUCAUGUGCAUCCGAAAAGGGAAGCGCCUCGUGGCCCGGAUCCUCCCCUUCUUGUCACCCGAGCAAGCGGCUGAUGUCCUGAUGGCAACGGCCAGGAACCUGCCCUUCCUCAUCAAGAAGGAUGCUCAGGACGAGGUGCUGCCCUGCCUGUUGAGGCCCUUCUCUCACGUUCUCUACCACCUUCCCUUGGGGACAGUCACCAGCCUUGUGCAGCAGCUAACGAACCUACCUCAGAGCGUGACUGCGCCAGUGCCCACCAACCUGCACCUCACUGCUGUGCUCCAAAACAAGUUUGGCCUGUCCCUGCUCUACCUGAUCUUGAGCCGGGGGGAGGAACUGCAGAGCUCGGACACGAACACGGAGCUAAUGCAGGACAACCAGUGGACGGAGCUGAUGCUCAUGGCGACCCGGGAGCUCCUGCGGAUCCCUCAGGCAGCCUUGGCCAAGCCCGUGUCCACCCCCUCCAACCUGAUCUCCCUUUUCUCUCGCUACGUCGACCAGCAGAAGCUCAACCUGUUGGAGACGAAAUUGCACUUAGUGCACGGAAUCCGAUAAAUCUCUGUGGUUCCUCGUCACCAGAAUGUUCCAGAGGAUGGACGGAUGGAUGGAUGGAGGGCAGGCAGUUCCACCACCCCCCCCACCCCCCCCAAGACACACAACCUCCCUCCCCAAACCACCCCACCACCCUGCCUGGCACAUCGCUGCAGGAGGCACACCUCCCCCUCCACCCCAAAAUUCUGGCUGGGGGGGGGGUGGGGUCAGGGAAGGUUGGGGGGGGGGUAUAGCUGCUCCCCACCCUCCCCCCAAAAAGUGCUGCCCCCCAGUUCCGCGCCCCCCCCCCCCCCCCAAUGGCUGCUGCUUUUCCCCACACGCACACUACGGGAAAAGUGGGGGGGCUGUAGGGCUGGGUGCCCUCUCCCCCCUCCCUUUUCCCCAGGGCCCCCCCCAACACACACCCCCAGAGCACUGAGGUCUGGUCCCUGCCCUUCCCCGGCCGCACACACGCACGCACACGCGUGCUCACACGCAUGUGCACACACACACACACCUCUCUUUUGCACACUUGCCUUGUCUUCCCCAGCGUUGGCUCCUUCCCUCGGCCUCAUAUGCCCCCCCAAUCCCGGGGGGGGGAGGGGGGGGCGGGUUUUGCUCCUUGGGAAUGGAGGGGGGGGGAAGGUUAAUUUUACUUUAUUGUUUUGGUUUGCUUUUAAACAAACAAACAAACGAGAGAAGAAAAAAAAAAAAAAAAAAAAAACAACGAAGAGAUUUGCACAUGUAGGUAUUUUACAACCAGUAACUCCUCCCUGGCAUUAACCAGCUCCCCUCAGCUGCUUCCCAGCCCCCCCUGCCCUCUCCCCCCUCAUUUUCCUCCUGACUGAUCAAGUGGAAAGUUCAUUUCUUAUUUUAUUUUUUUUUUCUUUGUGCUUCCCCUUCCCCCCCACUUUUUGGUUCUGGUUAAUGAGAAUAAAGUUUCUAAAUUUACAUUUUUAUAGGGUAUUGUAAAUAAAGAUGAAUUGUAUACUGC
Molecule: messenger RNA, 3301 nt
Organism: Tyto alba (common barn owl)
Lineage: Eukaryota; Metazoa; Chordata; Aves; Strigiformes; Tytonidae
Gene: PATL1
Product: PAT1 homolog 1, processing body mRNA decay factor
Exons: 19
Coding region: 31-2331 (766 amino acids)
Biological process (GO): P-body assembly; deadenylation-dependent decapping of nuclear-transcribed mRNA
Cellular component (GO): P-body
Molecular function (GO): RNA binding
Source: RefSeq, a predicted model, not a curated record